Messenger RNA from Acanthochromis polyacanthus (spiny chromis), 1643 nucleotides. RefSeq names its product protocadherin gamma-C3-like. Gene Ontology annotation, cellular component: plasma membrane. The transcript has a single exon. Bases 336 to 1643 code for a protein of 435 amino acids. Gene Ontology annotation, biological process: homophilic cell-cell adhesion. Gene Ontology annotation, molecular function: calcium ion binding. The record is from RefSeq and is a predicted model, not a curated record. NCBI's taxonomy places the organism in Eukaryota, Metazoa, Chordata, Actinopteri, Pomacentridae.
CCUCCUUAUUCAUAUGCAGUAAAUGUUUGGGCUUUAAACUUCAGUGUCAAGAGUUCAGAUUUUGAACUCUAAGCGACGCUGUUGGUCAGCAAAACAAAUUUGGUGGUAACAGCCGAUCCUCUCCUCCCUCACUUACGUGCUAUAGCAUGACGCUAGAAAUAGUGUCCUUCGUUUGAGAUCAGGGCGUGAAGAGGGAGUUCUCUACACUUCUCUCUCUGGAAUAUACGAGCAGCCCGUUUUUAUUUUGAACUCUGCAUUUUCAGGUGGACUUCACGGUCGUGCUUAUCUUUUUUCAAGUGAGGACGCAUCAUUUGUCAGGAUCUACUGUGUUUGAUAUGGCAACCCGAAUCCAACUCUGCCCUAGAAAUGUAAGAUGGCGAUUGCUUUGUAUGUUGCCAUGGAAAAUGGUAAUUCUCGGUUUGCUUUCUUUUAUGGGGGAUCGAGCGGCUGGUCAGAUUCGUUAUUCCAUCCCAGAGGAGUUGAAAAAGGGCUCUGUUGUUGGAAAUGUAGCUCAAGACCUCGGUCUGGAUCUGAAAAGGCUCCGCUCAGGCCGUGCACGUAUCGUGAGCGGAGAAAACAUCCAGUACACCGAGCUGAAGACAGACAAAGGGAUUCUGGUCGUGAAUGAGAGAAUUGACCGGGAGCAGCUCUGCGGAGAUGUGACACCAUGCAGCCUCAGCUUCGAAAUCAUUUUAGAAAAUCCAAUCGAGCUUCACCGCGUCACUGUCGAAAUUUUAGACAUGAAUGAUAAUGCUCCCUUCUUUCCGAAUAAAGACAUUCACUUUGAAACCAGCGAAUCUGCUACAACUGGGUCAAAAUUUCCCGUCGAAAGCGCAGUUGAUCCUGAUGUUGGACUGAACGCGUUGCAAAAUUACAUUCUAUCUCCCAAUAAUUAUUUCGUUUUGAAACAACAUGCGAAUCCAGACGGCAGUAAAUACGCUGAACUGGUGCUGCAGAAGCCAUUAGACAGAGAGGAACACCCCAGUCUCUCUCUCAAAGUAAUAGCUGUAGACGGUGGAAACCCACAGAGAUCUGGUACAGUAAAUAUAAAUGUGUCUGUUUUAGAUGCAAACGAUAAUGCUCCCGUAUUUAACCAGUCAAUUUACAGGGCUGUUGUCAUAGAAAAUGCUCCGAAAGGAACUUAUAUUACAACAGUUAACGCUACUGAUGCAGAUAUUGGCAGUAACGGGGAGGUCAUUUUCAGCUUUGCAAAAAUAAGAGGCAGCACUGUUGACAUAUUUAGUAUCGAUGAAAACACGGGUGUCAUCUCAGUUGCUGGACUUAUAGACUAUGAAAAAGAGAAAAAAUAUGAGCUCAGGUUAGAGGCAAGGGAUCGAGGAGGUUUAACUGGGACUAGUAAAGUUAUAAUUGAUAUUAGUGACGUCAAUGAUAAUUUUCCAGUUAUAAAUAUAAUGUCAUUUUCCAAUACAAUAUCAGAAGAUGCUCCACUCGGUACUACUAUAGCAGUUAUAAACGUCAAAGACGCCGAUUCAGAGAAGAAUGGACAGAUAAACUGUGCUAUAGACCAGGGGUUCCCAAUCUUUUCAGGCCGCGACCCCCAAAAUAGGAUCAUAGGAGACCCGCGACCCCCCCUUUCCCCCACAUGUCCAAAAGUAAAAAAGAAACUGUUAAAUGUGGAUUAG